Molecule: messenger RNA, 1323 nt
Organism: Peromyscus maniculatus bairdii (prairie deer mouse)
Lineage: Eukaryota; Metazoa; Chordata; Mammalia; Rodentia; Cricetidae
Gene: Nat14
Product: N-acetyltransferase 14 (putative)
Molecular function (GO): N-acetyltransferase activity
Source: RefSeq, a predicted model, not a curated record
AUUUGCUAAGGCGCCGGGUCCGCCUCCAGUCGGGAGUGUGGACGUCACUUCCGCUGGUGACCCCUUCCUGACCCUGCUCCCCCUUGCUGUCAAGGGAUUUGAGCAACCCUGUGGAGCAGGUGCACGACGCCAGCUCCCUUCUUGGGGGGCGGCGGCCUGGGGGCUACCAUGGCCCCCAACCACCUGUCAGUGCGGGAGAUGAGGGAAGAUGAGAAGCCCCUGGUGCUGGAGAUGCUGAAGGCUGGUGUAAAAGACACAGAAAACCGUGUGGCCCUCCACGCUCUGACUCGCCCGCCAGCCCUUCUCCUCCUGGCCGCAGCCAGCAGCGGCUUGCGCUUCGUCCUGGCCUCCUUCGCCCUGGCCCUCCUGCUGCCCGUGUUUCUGGCUGUGGCUGCUGUGAAGCUGGGCCUGCGAGCCCGGUGGGGUUCUCUGCCUCCGCCCGGCGGCCUGGGGGGCCCCUGGGUGGCUGUCCGGGGCUCAGGCGAUGUGUGUGGAGUCCUGGCUCUGGCCCCUGGUGCCAACGUGGGGGACGGAGCCCGAGUCACCCGCCUCUCCGUCUCUCGAUGGCAUCGUCGCAGGGGCGUGGGCAGGAGGCUGCUGGCCUUUGCUGAAUCCCGAGCUCGAGCCUGGGCUGGGAGUAUGGGGGAACCUCGGGCCCGGCUCGUGGUCCCAGUGGCCGUGGCCGCUUGGGGCGUGGCAGGGUUACUGGAGGCCUGUGGCUACCAGGCAGAGGGAGGCUGGGGCUGCAUGGGCUAUAUGCUGGUGAGAGAAUUCAGCAAAGAUCUGUGAUGGUAGACCGUGCCCACUGGGGAGAUGGAUGCAGAACCAGCACCUAAAGAGCACCCACUGUGUGCCAGGCGCUUUGCGUGCCCUCCCUCAGUGUCUACCCAGUCUGCUGGGCUGACGGUGAGGCAGGCGCUGAGGUUGAUGGACUCAGGCCCGCGGUGGACCUGCCAGGUGCAGUGGGGACUCUGGGACCACUAGAGGUCACCCUGUCCACUCCUUGCCCCCUAGUCUGUAUGCUCUGAGAACAACAACAACAACAACCCCCCCGCCAACAAAAAAAAAAAAAAAAACCAAAAGAAAACAAAAAAUAAAAGAAAACAAACAAAAAAACCCUCUCUGGUUCUGGAUCUACAAAGCCCCCACUGUGUGUGUUUUAGGUCUGGAAGGGAUAUUUGGGGAGAGUGAGAGGCAGAGUUAGAGUCUGCGACAGUGUACCCCCAAAGUGGGCAGAUCUUUGGGGAGUGGGUGGGGCUGGGAGCAGAGUCUCCAAGCCCAUCUGUUUUUUACAGUUUGUUAAUAAAGCCCGAGACUUCUGUG